Mucor mucedo is the source of this 531-nucleotide messenger RNA. RefSeq lists its product as uncharacterized. Lineage: Eukaryota; Fungi; Mucoromycota; Mucoromycetes; Mucorales; Mucoraceae. The transcript has a single exon. The record is from RefSeq and is a predicted model, not a curated record. Bases 1 to 531 code for a protein of 176 amino acids.
AUGGAAGACAUUUUUACCAGUAACAUACAGAUCUAUUCAAGAAACACUGACACCAAUAAUAAGCGGUACCUGUAUCAAAAAGGAUUUAAAAGAUUCUGGAGCUUACCAAUACCACCACCGGCUAGAAAUUUGUGGUAUAGAAUACUAUCAAGGAAAUCACCAACAUCAAAAUACCUAAAUCAGAUUGGAACAAUUGACAGUCCAAGAUGUCACCUAUGUCACAACUAUGUCGACAAUCUAGAACACUUCAUAGUUCAAUGUACAAUCAAAUCAACAGUAUGGAACAGAGUACUUACCAGUCACUAUCCUACAUACAAUGUAACCAACAGUAAUAUAUUGAAAGCACUAUAUAAUAUGGAAACUCCAUUCGGUACACAAUCUAGUCGAAACAUCCCUUUCCUGGUGAUUAUUUCCACAACAAAUUAUUAUAUAUGGUACUUUUACUGGCAAUUCAUCAUCCAUAACAUACCAUUUGUAGCUGAAGCUAUCAUCAACAGAAGCAACAGACAAAUAUCCAUCAUACUGAAUUGA